Molecule: messenger RNA, 1775 nt
Organism: Ilyonectria robusta
Lineage: Eukaryota; Fungi; Ascomycota; Sordariomycetes; Hypocreales; Nectriaceae
Exons: 7
Coding region: 316-1485 (389 amino acids)
Source: RefSeq, a predicted model, not a curated record
UCAUUCGUGGCUAACAAAUCCCGUGCCUUGUGGCGAACCGGGCCGUUCCUAAGCCGAGCCUAGUUAAGGCGCUGUUAGCUUCAUGCAACAUUCCCGCUAUCAUCACACGUGGUAGGGCCUAAUUGCAUAACGAAUUGUGGUAAUUUCCCCCGGUUGCCUCACCCUGACGAGGCUGCGCAGCGACAUCACCCAACUUCAUCAGUCGAAGCUGUGACAAACACCAUAGUUCAGCUGUUCCGGUUCCUACACAACCUCCUUGCCUGGUUUCAGCGUCUUCCGAGGCUUACUAAGCCUCCAUGACGUUGAUCUGACCCUAUGACAGCAUCGUCUCUUUCUCCUCCUUCUCAGUCUGAGAAGACGAGUGGCGAGGAUGUCAAAUUCAGCAGCUUCGAGACUAGUGCUAUGAUAAUAAAGAGGAACGGAUGGAAAAUCCCCACCCCGAUGCAAUGGAAAGCGCAGGACGAAGCUGGCGCGAAAAGUUUCAUCGAAUCCCCUCCGCAGCGAGACAAGCGUAGUCUUUCAGAUAAGCAUCGCUUCAGGUUGCUCCAUGCGCAUUGCACCGACAUAGACCCCCUUGACAAGUUGGCCCCCCUCAUCAAAAUUGCCGCAGACAAUGGUUGGAUUGGCGACCGGUUCAAGUUCUUUGUCAAGAACAAGACAACCGGCUCGGCGGUGCUGGAGUCAACGGAGAAUAUCAGCUUCAUUGCGCAAACACCAACUGACGACGACUACCCCUACUUUUGCGUCUCAGUGGCUGAUAAAUACACCAACGGAUACCAGAGAGAUGCAGAUUGGGUCGCUCUGGUGUUUUCAAACCAGGGCAUACCCAGAAAAGAGGUGGAAUCAUUGCUAGUCAAUGACAAAUUCCCCCACGACUACCCGGAUCUCCGAUACUUGGACUUCAUGAUCUUACCCGUGGUUCUCCUGCGCUGGCAGGUGGAACAGAUCACAACUAGGCUCACCUCCAUCAAGGCUGAGAUCAUGAAUCAAGACAAGAGCCUUGUAUCCCCGACCCAAGGCGAUAACCUUGUAUUUCCGACCAUCGAGACAGUCAGUGAUAUGAGAAACAAGGUGUUCAAAAUGCAGCAAAGCCAUGUUAUGCUCCAUCGCAGAUGGACGUUUGCGCGCGAACUAGCAGGUAACUUGGUCCGUUACUUCGAUAAAAUCGAGAAGCGGAAUACCAAGGAGAACAAUGUGAUGGAAUACUCUGCUACUUUUCGGGAUAUUGUCCAGGCCCAGGACGAUAUCCUAAAGACUCUAUUGCAUGACCUAGACACGACACUGUCAAGGAUACAAGCUCAGCAAACAAAUAUGGACAAUCUAAUCAAUAUAUCGAUUGCGAGGAGCUCCCAAAUGGCAGCAGAGAAGGGUCUCCGGGAUAGUAGAUCGAUGAGAACGAUAGCUGUCGUGACCCUCGUUUUUCUUCCAGGUACUUUCGUCGCGGUAAGACACCAUCCAGCAGUCAAUAGCUUCCGCAAACUUUAGCUAAUGAAUUAUACACAGGCCUUUUUCAGCAUGUCUAUGUUUGACUGGGAAAGCGGUCGAAAACAAGGGGAGGUAGUCUCAGCUAAGUGGCUAGGGGUGUUUUUUGCCAUCUCUGGCACUUUGACCUUGUUGGUAUUGCUCAUCUGGGCGUGGUGGCACAAGCGGUCCAAAAGGUCGUCUGGGACGAAGGACGCCGGUAAAUUUGUAUGAAGAGAGCACCGUGGAAUAUGAUAUUGCCAGUACAGAUAAAAAUGACCAAUCGUAUCACUUGAGAUAUGAAUCGUUGACAA